This is a messenger RNA of Suricata suricatta (meerkat), 933 nucleotides long. Its product is annotated as olfactory receptor 4P4-like. Gene Ontology annotation, cellular component: membrane. The record is from RefSeq and is a predicted model, not a curated record. The transcript has a single exon. Gene Ontology annotation, molecular function: G protein-coupled receptor activity; olfactory receptor activity. Gene Ontology annotation, biological process: G protein-coupled receptor signaling pathway. The coding region runs from base 1 to 933 and encodes 310 amino acids. Lineage: Eukaryota; Metazoa; Chordata; Mammalia; Carnivora; Herpestidae.
AUGGAAAACAGGAAUAACAUCACAGAAUUUAUUCUUUUAGGACUCUCUCAGAAAAAAGAAAUAGAAGUCUUCUGCUUUUUAUUAUUCUUGCUUUGUUACAUUGCCAUUUUGAUUGGCAACCUGCUUGUCAUGAUUUCUAUCACCUGCAGUCAACUUAUUAACCACCCUAUGUAUUUCUUCCUGACAUUCCUAUCCCUUGCAGACCUUUGCUACACCUCCACUGUGACCCCCAAGUUAAUCGUUGACUUGCUGUUGGAAAAGAAGGUCAUUUCCUACAGUGGCUGCAUGACACAGCUCUUUACCAUGCACUUCUUUGGGGGGAUCGAGGUCUUCGUCCUCACUGGGAUGGCCUAUGACCGUUACGUGGCCAUCUGCAAGCCCCUGCACUACACAGUCAUCAUGAGCAGGUGUAAGUGCAAUGCCAUGAUCGCGGCUUCCUGUGUGGGUGGAUUCCUACAUUCUUUUGGUCAGUUUCUCCUCGCCAUCGUUUUACCCUACUGUGGCCCCAGGGAAAUAGAUCACUUCUUCUGCGAUGUGUAUCCUCUGCUGGAGCUGGCUUGCGUGGACACAAGCAGAAUAGGUUUCCUCGUGGUUGCCAAUUCGGGACUGAUGGGUCUGGUGACUUUCGUGGUCUUGCUGGUAUCCUAUGCUGUGAUUCUAUAUACGGUCAGGUCCUACUCUGCGGAGAAUCGUCACAAAGCUCUUUCCACAUGCAGUUCCCACAUCACUGUGGUGGUUCUCUUUUUUGCUCCUUUACUCUUUAUUUAUAUUCGACCAGCAACUACCUUACCAGAAGACAAAGUGUUUGCUCUUUUUUAUACUGUCAUUGCUCCUAUGCUCAACCCUCUCAUAUACACGCUAAGAAACAUGGAGAUGAAAAAUGCUAUACAGAAACUCUGGGGCCGCAUCAUGGGAAGCGAAGAAAUAAACUGA